Brassica napus (rape) is the source of this 2409-nucleotide messenger RNA. RefSeq names its product cytochrome P450 71B8-like. Gene Ontology annotation, molecular function: oxidoreductase activity, acting on paired donors, with incorporation or reduction of molecular oxygen; monooxygenase activity; iron ion binding. The coding region runs from base 675 to 2174 and encodes 499 amino acids. NCBI's taxonomy places the organism in Eukaryota, Viridiplantae, Streptophyta, Magnoliopsida, Brassicales, Brassicaceae. The transcript is spliced from 2 exons. The record is from RefSeq and is a predicted model, not a curated record.
AGUAAAUUUUUAAAAUUAUAUCUGUUUUUUGUUAAUUUACAAAAAACGAAGAAUUUAAAGAAUAAUGCUUUACACACAAUUAAAUCACUAAAAUGGGAAAAUAGUUAUUUGUAUUCUGCUAUUUUAAGAACUUGGAGAGAUAUUCUUAAACUGAAACUUCGUAAAUAAUAUUUUAAAAAGGCUUUACGUGAUUUGGUAGAAGGAACAAAAUAAAACUAGUAAGAAUAUGGAUAAUUAAAGCUAAUAAGUUUGAAGGGGUUUUCUAGUGGUUUCAAUUAUACUUUAGAAACUUUAGUUGCACCAAAAAAAAAAAAGAAUUAGAAAUUUGAUGAUCUACAACAUGUUUUUUGGUGGUUACACACAUAUCGAUCAGUUCCGACUUCCGCAAUAAUGUUUUCUUUUUCUAUCGCAACGUUAUGUUGUUUGUUUGGUCAAAGAGAGGUCUUUAUAACUAAACUGUGUUUUACGGGACUUAUACUUCUCCAUCCAUACAUCAACAAGAUAUGCCUCCAGAGAGUUGUUUAAAUCAAAAGUUUCUAACAUAAUUGAAAAAAACUUUGGUUUUGUGGAAAAACCUAACCACAUGUAUUGGUUUAAAUAUUUGCCUAUUUGAGAACAAAUUGCUCUCCACUCCAAAAACAGAGAACAAGAGAGAUAAAAACAUAAACAAGAAAAUGAGUUUCUUAUUACUAAGUUUCCUCUUCCUUCUCUCUUUGUUCUUCUUUCAAAAGUUUUCACCUUCAAAAAGGAAUCUUCCUCCGGGACCUAUAGGGCUUCCCAUCGUAGGAAACUUGCACCAGCUUGGAAAAUUGCUUUACAAAUCUCUUCACAAUCUCUCCUUAAAACAUGGACCCGUGAUGCUUCUCCGUUUCGGUGUCGUCCCUGUGGUCGUGUUAUCCUCCAAGGAAGCAGCUAAAGAAGUCCUCAAGACUCAUGAUCUAGAGACUUGUAGCCGACCUAAGUUGGCCGGUUUGAAGUUGUUUAGUUACAACUUCAAAGACAUUGGGUUCACUCAGUAUGGUGAGGAAUGGCGAGAGAUUAAAAAGCUUGUUGGACUCGAGCUAUUUAGUCCCAAAAAUCAAAAGGUUUUGAAGUAUCUCAAAGAGGAAGAGAGUGACUUGCUGGUCAAGAAAUUAUCAAACUCUGCUCAAACAGAAACCCUGGUUGAUUUGAAGAAAGCUCUAUUCUCCUUCACGGCCGGGAUCAUAUUUAGACUCGCCUUUGGACAUAACUUCCAUGAGUGCGAGUUCAUAGAUAUGGAGGAAGUAGAAGAGAUGGUGAUGGAAUUAGAGAGCAACGCAGGCGCUUUGGCAUUCACUGACUUCUUCCCCACGGGUCUUGGAUGGCUUCUAGACCGGAUUUCUGGUCAGCAUUCAAGGAUGAACAAAGGCUUUUCCAAACUUACUAGUCUCUUCCAACAUGUGAUCGAUGAUCAUUUAAAGGUUUCACAACCUGAGGAAGACUCAGACCUCGUCAGUGCCAUGUUGAAUAUGGUUAAUAAACCCACCAAAACUGGUUCUUUAAAGAUCACUUCCGAUCAUCUCAGAGGAGUCAUGUCAGAUGUAUUUUUGGCGGGAGUGAACGCGGGAGUAAUCACUAUGAUAUGGACAAUGACAGAGCUAAUCAGACAUCCGAGAGUGAUGAAGAAACUCCAAGAAGAGAUACGAACAACACUAGGAUCCAGCAAAGAAAGAAUCACAGAAGAAGAUCUAGAGAAAGUUGAGUACAUGAAGCUGGUGAUCAAAGAAUCAUUCAGAUUACAUCCACCUGCUCCUCUCUUGCUCCCGAGACAAACAAUGUCCGAGAUAGAGAUUCAAGGCUACACCAUUCCCAAGAACAGCAUGAUCAAGAUCAACACUUACACCAUAGGACGUGAUCCCAAAUGCUGGACUGAAGCUGAAGAAUUUAUUCCUGAGAGGUUUUCAGAUACAAGUAUCAACUUCAAAGGUCAGCAUUUCGAGCUGUUGCCGUUUGGAGCUGGACGUAGGAGCUGUCCUGGUAUGGCCUUGGGAAUGGCUAAUCUUGAGUUUGGCCUUCUUAACCUUCUUUAUUUCUUUGAUUGGAGUUUGCCCAAUGGGAUGGCUAUUGAAGACAUUGACAUGGACGAAGCUGGAGAUUUAAACAUCGCCAAGAAAGUCCCUCUUGAGCUCGUACCAACUCUUCAUCGCUGGUGAAAAAAUGCAAUGCUACUAUAUACAAUAUAGGAUCAAUAUUUUUGUUUGAAUGUUUUAUAAUAAAGGUUUGGUAGUAUUCAUUUUUCAUUUGCUUUCGUUUUACUGGCUGGUUUGUAUUGUGAAUCAAAAUAUAUGUAUUUAUGCUCAUAAUGUUUGUAUCUUCAGUCAGUCUUAUGUUAAUCAAGUACUCCUCAGCUUGCGACAUUGGAAUGUUGUAGAAAUUAUUUAGUGAUGU